Trichechus manatus latirostris (Florida manatee) is the source of this 3824-nucleotide messenger RNA. RefSeq names its product asteroid homolog 1 (gene ASTE1). The transcript is spliced from 5 exons. The coding region runs from base 1389 to 3434 and encodes 681 amino acids. Lineage: Eukaryota; Metazoa; Chordata; Mammalia; Sirenia; Trichechidae. Gene Ontology annotation, molecular function: nuclease activity. The record is from RefSeq and is a predicted model, not a curated record.
CCGGUGCCCGCUCUUGGGUUUGGACUCUGACAUGGUGGGGCUUCCAGUCCUCGCUGGGCUCUUUCCGGCGUCUGAUGGAGGGGCUGUCCUCUGGGAGGACGCAGUAGGUGGGAUCGGCUGCUGGAUCGGUGGCGGGUUGUGACGGUUGGGGUGGUACGGUGUAUGAACGCCUGUUUUUGAAGGCUUGGAUCUUAUACGCGUCUUUCCCCAUUUGUUGAACAAUUCUGCAAGGUGCUCUAAUUGGUUUGGGCUGAAUGGACACAGUGGGCUUGCAAGACAGACUUUUAAAGAAAUAAGUACUACACAGGAUAAGGCGCUGAGAUAAAGGACUGGGACUAGGGUAAGGUGAGUUAGGCGCAGAAUGUAAAACCCGUGCCAGACCUGUUGCCGUCGCGUCGAUUCCAACUCAUAGCGACCGUACAGGACAGAGUAGAACUGCCCCGUAGAGUUUCCAAGGAGUGCCUGGUGGAUUCGAACUGCCGACGUUUUGGUUAGCAGUUGUAGCACUUAACCACUAUACUGCCAGGGUUUCUGCUGAAUGUAAGGGGUUGCCAAAAAUUCAUAAUUGACAAAUGUCAGAGUUUUUACUAAAGACAGGUUCAGUAACAGUGCUGUGCUGAGCCAUAUCAGAACCUGAGGCAAAAGGAAUAAUCAGUAAUACUGAUCCUGUGAGUGACUCCCUGCGUGGUGCAAACGGGUCAUCACUCUUGGCUGCUAACCAAAAGAAUGGCAAGCUUGGAGGUUCUAGUCAGAAGAAAGGCCUGGUGGUCUACUUCUGAAAAAUCAGGCUGCGGAGCACAGUUCUACUCUGACACACAUGGGAUUGCCAUUAAUCAGAAGCGACACCACAACAGCUGGUUAAUUGGCUGGAUUCUGUGAAUAAAAUUUGCCAGAUGGGGAAGGGGUGAGGAUAUUGCAGGUGAGUAGGCCAGAGAAGCAAAGACAGGAAGAUGAAAAGAGCCUCUGGUUGGGUGAAGCUGGAGAGUUGAGUUCUUAGAGGCAUGGAGCAGUAGUUUUACUGUUCCUGUUAAGUAGUUAACUGAAGCCUAAUGCAUUCUGAUUUAUUAAUUAUGAAAUUUAAAAGGAUAUCGUUUUUAGAGCUUAGGGCUUUUUAUCUUGACCCCACAAAACAAAUAUUCUGUGUUAUAAGAUAUGACUACUGUUUAUCUCAGUAUCAAAGCCAAGUCCACAGAAGCACUAUACUGGUAUGUCUUUAAUGGACUCAGCUCAUUUUCUUUUAGAAUCAUCAGUAGCCUCCAUCCCAAGGAUCAAAAUCCAUGAAAUCAUCAGGUUUGUGCCUUGUAACACACAUGGAAAACAAAAGAAUGAAAAAGCGCUCACCUAGCUGGUGUUGCCUGAGCAUCUAGGCAAUUUUCCGGACUGUCAUCAUGGGUAUCCGGGGACUAAUGAGUUUUGUGGAAGAUCAUCGUAACGAGUUCUUCACUGAUUUGAAGUUGCGGGACACAAAAAUUAUCAUUGAUGGCUACGCUCUUUUCCAUCGGCUUUGCUUCGAUUCAAACUUGGAGCUCCGAUAUGGAGGGGACUAUGAUUCUUUUACAGAUGUUGUACAAGAAUUUUUUGAAUCACUGUUUGCUUGUAAUAUAUGUCCAUAUGUUGUAUUAGAUGGAGGAUGUGACAUUUCAGAUAAAAAGCUUACAACUUUAAAGGAUCGGGCUAGAGACAAAAUCCAGAUGGCCCAUUCUCUUUCUGCUGGUGGGGGUGGGUACGUGUGUCCCUUGCUCAUCCGGGAGGUGUUCAUACAGGUUUUGAUCAAGCUGCGGGUAUGUUUUGUCCAGUGCUUCUCAGAAGCAGAUCGGGAUGUCAUGACACUUGCUAAUCACUGGAAUUGCCCUGUGUUAUCGUCAGAUAGCGACUUUUGCAUUUUUGACCUGAAAGCUGGGUUUUGCCCCUUGAGUGGCUUUCAGUGGAAAAACGUGAACACUAUUAAAGGCACACGAAACUACUAUAUUCCUGCCAUGUGCUUUUCCAUUGAUGCGUUCUGCCAUCACUUCAGCAAUAUGAAUAAAGCUCUACUACCUCUCUUUGCGGUGCUGUGUGGAAAUGACCACGUCAGUCUGCCCAUCGUGGAGAAAUUCUUAAAUAAAAUACGUCUUCCUCUUGGAGCUACCAGUCCUAAGGGGAGGAGACACCACCGAGUUCUAGGACUUCUGAAUUGGUUGUCUCGUUUUGCUGGCCCUACUGAAGCACUAGAUAAUGUUCUGAAGUAUCUCCCAAAAAAGGAUCGAGAAAAUGUUAAGGAGCUUCUCUGUAGUUCCAUGGAAGAAUACCAGCAGUCCCUGGUGAACCUGCAGGACUUCUUCCAGUAUGGUGCUUAUGUCUGUCCAGCCUCCUUGAACCUGGGCUUACCAGAAUGGGUACUAGUGGCUUUGACCAAAGGCCAGCUGUCUCCUUUCAUCAGUGAUGCCCUGGUGCUAAGACGGACCAUUCUUCAAACACAAGUGGAAAACAUGCAGCAACCAAAUGCCCACAGAAUAUCCCAGUCCAUCCGGCAAACUAUCUACGGGCUUCUUUUGAAUGCUUCUCCACAUCUGGAAAGCAUGUCCUGGAAUGCAUCGCCUGCUCAGCCGCCAGCUGUCAGUGAAGUGGAAAGGAUUAAUAAAAAUAUCAAAACAUCAAUUGUUCAUGCAGUAAAACUACCUAAGGAUCAUUCUGAUUUAAGCAAAUUGACUGAGCUUUCCUUGGAUAAACGGGAGAUGCUUCUAUUAGAAACCCUGAAGGUGAAACGGACCAUUCUGGACCCAAUCCCUCCUUCGUUGAGGUUGCCCAUUGCUGUCAGUUGCUACUGGUUGCAGCAGACAGAGGCCAAGGCAAAGCUGCACCAUGUACAGGCCUUACUGCUGGGGAUGCUGAUGGGACCCUUGCAUGCCAGAACCGACAGCCCUGGUAAGGAAGAUGUGAGGGACGAUGGUGCCGAGAUGUUGUGUAAAGAGUUGCACAGAGUGAAGGCACAGACCCGGCUGAGCAGGGGUGUGGAUUUAGACACAGCUCACGUCUUCUGCCAGUGGCAGUGCUGUCUGCAGAUGGGGCUGUAUCUCAAUCAGCUGCUCUCCACUCCUCUCCCAGAGCCAGACCUAACUCGAUUGUACAGUGGAAGCCUGGUGCAUGGACUAUGCCGAGACCUACUAGCAUCAACAACCUCUGGGGAAAAUCUCCUGAGCAUGUGUCCUGAGGCAAAGCAACUUUAUGAACAGCUGUUCAGUGCCUUGCAGUCCUAUGCUCCUCCUGAAUUAUUCCUACCAAAGGGUAAAUCAAAUUCAAAAAAGAAAAGGCAGAAGAAACAAGGUACCAGUGGGCCAAAGACUAGAGUGAGAACCACCUCAGGUACGAAGUGUUGGCAUGAGAGAAGCAAUCGAUUUGGGCUGUUGAUGGUUGAAAACUUAGAGGAGCAUACUGAGACCUCAGAGCUUGAAUAAGCUCAGUCUGCAACCAGAUGUGUAAUUAAUUCUGACUUAAAAUUUUCCUGUUACUUCCGUUGAAAUGAUUAACUCUUCUCUUUGGCACUAACCUGUUAGGGGAUUAACAACACAGCAGGUAAUCUUUGAACUCCAAGAUAUUUUGUAUUGAUUUUAAUAAAUACAAUCUGAUUUAAGAAACUUUUGUGUUUCUUAAACAUGUCUGUGAUCCUCCAUCCCAUCCCAGUGAUAAUAUUCUACAGCCUUUGAACUGCAGCGACUCAGCCAACUGUCUUUUCAGAGUACGAAUCCUUCUGUUAUUUCCUCUAAGUAGAAGUUGAGUUGUUACCAUUUCAAAAUUUUUACAAAACAGAUUCCUCUUCAUAUGUUAGUAUGAGAGGGCGGAGCCAU